AUGGGAGGAGCUAGAGAAGAAACAGUGGCGUGGCGGUACUUUAGCAGAGAUGUUCUGCCGUUUGCUGCCAUGUUUACGGUGGAGUGUACCACUGUUGGAGCGACCACACUGUACAAGGCUGCAUCUCUAAGAGGAUUGAGCUUCUAUGUCUUUGUCUUUUACUCUUAUCUUGUUUCGACACUUCUCCUUCUCCCACUUUCCCUCAUCUUUGGAAGGUCAAGAAGUUUACCUCCAGCCAAGUCACCUCUCUUCUUCAAGAUUUUCAUACUUGGGCUUCUCGGGUUCAUGUCGCAGAUAGCUGCUUGUAAGGGUAUAGAGUACAGUUCUCCUACUCUCGCUUCUGCUAUCAGCAACCUCACGCCAGCUUUCACAUUCACGCUCGCCGUUAUCUUCAGGAUGGAGCAAGUAAGGUUAAGGAGCUCAGCGAGUCAGGCUAAAAUCAUUGGCGCAAUACUAUCUAUAUCUGGUGCUCUAGUAAUUGUGCUAUAUAAAGGCCCAAAGGUUCUCUCUGGUGCAUCUUUUACACCUUCAUCAUCUCAACCCAUUUUGCGUGACCAGCAUUUAACUUCGCCCGAUUCAAGUUGGAUGAUUGGAGGCCUAUUGCUUGCUUCUCAGUAUUUUCUUCUAUCAGUCUGGUAUAUUCUUCAGACUCGGGUUAUGGAGGAAUACCCUGAAGAAAUAAGAGUAGUUUUCUUCUACAACGUAUUUGCAACGCUAAUCUCAGCACCAGUGUGCUUAUUUAUGGAAAGCAACUUGACUUCUUGGGUGCUUAAACCAGAUAUUUCCCUCGCUGCAAUCGUAUACUCGGGACUCUUCGUUUCAAUGUUCAGCGCGGUUACCCACACAUGGGGCCUACAUCUGAAAGGCCCUGUCUACAUAUCCUUGUUUAGGCCAUUGUCUAUCGCGAUAGCAGUUGCCAUGGGUUCUAUAUUUCUCGGCGAUGCACUUCACCUUGGGAGUGUUAUUGGAUCAGUGAUAUUGUGCUUUGGGUUCUACACUGUAAUUUGGGGCAAAGCAAAAGAGGAUUCAACCAAAUCUGUAGCUGGUUCUGAGCAUUCACCUUUGCUGCUUACACACGUCGUUGGAGACGAAGACUUAGAAUAUUCUGAGAAUCUGGAUAUCAUGAGAGAAACAGUGGCGUGGAGGUACUUCAGCCGAGAUGUUGUGCCCUUUGCGGCAAUGAUCGCAGUGGAGUGUACCACGGUUGGAUCAUCCACACUGUUCAAAGCGGCGACUUUGAGAGGAUUCAGUUUUUAUGUCUUUGUCUUCUACUCUUAUGUUGUUGCUACACUUGUCCUAUUUACACUUUCCCUCAUCUUUGGAAGGAAGAGAAGAUUACCUUCAGCCAAGUCUCCUCUCUUCUUCAAGAUUUUCUUACUUACGCUUCUUGGGCUCACCUCGCGGAUAGCUGGUUGUAAAGGAAUAGAAUAUAGUUCCCCAACUCUUUCUUCUGCUAUAAGCAACCUCACACCAGCUUUCACCUUCAUGCUUGCCGUCUUCUUCAGGAUGGAACAAAUAAUGUUAAGAAGCUCUGCAACACAGGCUAAAAUCAUUGGCACGAUAGUAUCUAUAUCUGGUGCUCUUGUUAUUGUUCUUUAUAAAGGCCCAAAGCUUCUUGUUGCUACAUCUUUUACUUCAUUCGAGCCAAGUUGGAUCAUUGGAGGCCUUUUGCUAGCUUUACAGUAUUUGCUUCUUUCAGUCUGGUAUAUUCUUCAGACUCAGAUCAUGGAGAUAUACCCUGAAGAAAUAAGCGUAGUCCUCUUCUACAACAUGUGUGCAACGCUAAUCUCAGCGCUAGUAUGUUUAUUUGCAGAAAGAGACUUGAAUUCUUGGAAGCUUAAACCGGGAGUCUCACUAGUUGCAGUCAUAUACUCGGGAUUCUUUGAUACAUCAUUGGGCUCAGUUAUCCACACAUGGGGCCUGCAUUUGAAGGGUCCGGUCUAUGUAUCCUUGUUCAAGCCCUUGUCUAUUGCCAUUGCAGUUGCCAUGGCUUCUAUAUUCCUUGGAGAUGCACUUCACCUAGGGAGUGUGGUUGGAUCAGUGAUAUUGAGCUUUGGAUUUUAUACUGUGAUCUGGGGCAAAGCAAGAGAAGAUUCAACCAAAACAAUAGGUGAUUCUGAACAGUCACUUUUGUUUCCUACACAGUCACAGAACAGAGAAGAUGAAACCUUAUCAUGAAGAUAUGAUACAAGUGAAAUCAUUUUAAAACUUUCCAUAACUAUAGACCCAAUCGACGAUGGGUCCGUAUUUGACAAUUUGUAUAUACCUUUUUUUUUUUUUAAUAUACCUCUUCUUUCGUAUCAUCUUGUAUAUGCAUAUGUUUG
Messenger RNA from Eruca vesicaria subsp. sativa (arugula), 2324 nucleotides. The record is from the annotation of a GenBank genome assembly. Lineage: Eukaryota; Viridiplantae; Streptophyta; Magnoliopsida; Brassicales; Brassicaceae.